Messenger RNA from Podarcis muralis (Common wall lizard), 1684 nucleotides. The record is from RefSeq and is a predicted model, not a curated record. Lineage: Eukaryota; Metazoa; Chordata; Lepidosauria; Squamata; Lacertidae.
CACAUCGCCGCUCGCUACUGGGCCUGCGCGUGCGCGAUCGCGCCUUCGGGAUUCCCUUCAGCAGGCAUCAAGCAGCCUGCCUCCCUGCUUUUUCUAAUUAAGGGAACCUCCACUCUCCUGCCCCUCGGUGUUUCUCACCCCAAAGCCUUGUGGGCAGCAGGAAGUGGGGCUGUCCUGCCUCUACCCCACGCCGGGUGGCUGCUGACACGUCCCUUGGGCAGGAGAGGCAUCCGGCUGGAUGAAGGCAGCGACGCCGGGGGAACGGAACAGCACGGCAGGUCUGAGUUGGCGCCUGGAAGGACACAGACUGCUUCAUGUAGCUGCAUUCAACAGCUCCGAGGCUGGCAGAAAUGAGCCGCUGAAUUGAGCUCACACAGUAUGCAUGUUUUUGCCUGGCUGUGAUUGGUCCGGACUCAAGCCUUGACCUAUCACAGUAGGACAUCAUCUUCCGACUUCCUUCCCGCCCGAGCACAGAGACCAGGACUCAGCAGGAGUCGGCACUGCAGAGAGGCCGGAUACUGGAGUGAUGGAAAAGUUUUUGAAAAGAAAAGAACUGGACUCUGAACAAAAUUUGGAGCCAGAUGAGAGGCCAAGUACGAGUGGGCAUGAAAAGAAAGCAAAGAUGGUUAGCUCAAGCAAAUUCUCUGUCACAAGGCAAUAUAGCGAAAGCUAUAUUUCAUUUGGAUUUACUUUCACCGGAGAUGCAAACCAACCAACUCCACUGUGCGUGGUGUGUGGUGAAAAGCUAGCUAACAGUGCUAUGGUCCCAAGCAAACUUAAACGCCAUCUCCAAACGAAACACCCUUCGCUUAAAAACAAGAAUGUGGACUAUUUUGUUCGCCUGCGUGAAAACACAGAGAAACAGGCAACUCUCCUGAGACAAACCUCAAAGGUAAAUGAAAGAGCUCUUAAAGCUAGCUAUCACGUUGCUGAACUUAUAGCCAAGACAAAAAAGUCGCACACUGUGGCAGAGACAUUAAUACUUCCCGCCUGCAAAGCUAUUGUAGAGGAGAUGCUCGGACCUGAAGCAGCUAAGGAAAUAGCCAAGGUCCCUCUCUCAAACAACACAAUUUCCAGACGUAUUGAUGACAUGUCUGCAGACAUUGAAAGUGUGGUUUUGGAAAAGAUCCAUUGCAGUGAGAAAUUUGCAUUACAACUGGACGAGUCUACUGAUAUCAGUGGACAUGCUCAACUCUUGGCCAAUGUGCGUUUUGUUGAUGGUGAUGCAAUUAGAGAAAACUUCUUUUUCUGCAAGGCAUUGCCAGAAAAAGCAACAGGAGAAGAAAUUUUUCGGGUCACAUCAGAAUACCUUGAACAAGGAGGACUUAAGUGGGAAAACUGCAUAAGUGUCUGCACCGAUGGAGCUGCAGCCAUGGUCGGGCACACCAAAGGCUUUGUAAGCAGAGUGAAGGAAAGAAAUCCAAAUGUUAUUGUUACGCAUUGUUUUUUGCACCGUGAGACCCUCGUAGCCAAGACUUUACCAGCAGACCUAGUUCAUGUGUUGGAUGAUGUUGUGCGCAUGGUAAACUUUGUAAAGUCACGACCCGUGAAAAGUCGCAUAUUUGCAGCUUUGUGUGAGGAGAUGGGAGCGAAGCAUAAAACCUUGCUGUUUCAUACGGAGGUCCGGUGGUUGUCGCGUGGCAAGGUCUUGGUUCGUGUGUAUGAGCUGCGGGAGGAAACUUAA